Messenger RNA from Vespula vulgaris, 623 nucleotides. It is a transcript of the gene RpL21, whose product is annotated as 60S ribosomal protein L21. Gene Ontology annotation, cellular component: cytosolic large ribosomal subunit; ribosome. The transcript has 2 exons. Gene Ontology annotation, biological process: translation. Gene Ontology annotation, molecular function: structural constituent of ribosome. The record is from RefSeq and is a predicted model, not a curated record. Bases 115 to 594 code for a protein of 159 amino acids. NCBI's taxonomy places the organism in Eukaryota, Metazoa, Arthropoda, Insecta, Hymenoptera, Vespidae.
UUAAAUAGAAAAAAUAUUAGACGCAAUAUGUGUACUAUCUAAACUAAAAGUUCAGCGAGGUUCUUUCUUCUCCGAGGAGCUACGCCGUCACUUUCGUCCGUAGAGUCUUAAAAUAUGACCAACUCCAAAGGUUAUCGGCGUGGUACAAGGGAUUUGUUUUCUCGCAAAUUCCGCAAACAUGGAACUAUUCCUUUGUCCACGUACAUGAAAGUGUACAAAGUUGGUGACAUAGUUGACAUUAAGGGCAAUGGAGCUGUUCAAAAAGGAAUGCCAUAUAAGGUUUAUCAUGGAAAGACUGGACGUGUAUUUAAUGUCACACCUCAUGCUCUUGGAGUUAUUGUUAACAAAAGAGUGCGUGGACGUAUCAUUGCAAAGCGCAUUAAUGUACGCAUUGAACAUCUUACCCACUCAAAGUGCAGAGAAGAUUUCUUAAAACGUGUGAAAGAAAAUGAAAGGCUUAGGAAAGAAGCAAAAGAAAAUAAAGUUCAGGUUCAACUUAAAAGACAGCCUGCUGAACCAUCUAAAGCUCAUAUUGUAUCAGGACGUGAGGCACCUAUAUUACUUGCACCUAUUCCUUACGAGUUUAUUGCUUAAAGCUGCAAUAAACAUGUUUUAAAAUAUAA